CCCACUAGAGAAAGUUUGUUCUCACGCUCUAGCUCUCUCCGUCGCUGGCUUUUGGUGGCGUCCAUUCCUAGCUGGCUCGUUACGUGCGCUACUGGCCGAUCUCAUCCUCCUGUUGAGUUGCUUACACUCCUUGCUACUCACAUAUCCACUCAGCAUGACCAAGACCGCACUAUCACGGCCCUCCCUCCUUCACCUUCUGCUGCCGCUACUUCUCCUGGGACAGACGGCUGCUCAGGUACUGUUAACGGGACGCUGCCCUAAGAUACAUCCUCUGAAGAACUUCCAACCUAAACGUUUCCUAGGACGGUGGUACGAGAUCGAGAGGUUCUUCGUUUCAUACGAAGGCUUGGCGGGGACCUGCUGGGUAGAGAACUACCUGUACGACCCUCACCGCGGCCACUACACCCGCCUCGACUGGAAAGACAGAUUAUCAGGCAAGAUACUCAGCAUAGAAAAUGGGAUUACACACAACAAACAUGAGCCUGGCAGACUACGCUUCGUGUUACAGCGGCCCAGCAUCCCAUUCUUGCAGGGAGAGUACAUCAUCCUCGCCACCGACUACUCCACCUUCGCCCUCGCCUGGCAGUGUGAUAACCUUCCUCUUGGUGUGAGCCAUACAGAGAUCCUGUGGUUGUUGUCGAAGCGGCAGCACCCCAGCUCAGACACCAUCCACCAUGCCAAGAAACUUGCACACGGCCUCGGCUUAGACAUCAACCGCCUUCAGAAACAAGACAGGAGUAAUUGCCCUCCCUAGAAAAGCAAGUGAGAAGAAAUUUUCCUCCCUUGUGAAACAAGACUAGAAAAUAUCCUUGAUUACCAACUGCGAUAAAAGGUAUCAGUUGCGUAGCCAGAUAUAAACAGUCGUGGACUCCGUGUUCCUGGAAGGAUUCAACCCAAGAUCUUUAUAUCCUUAGUGCUACAGUAAAGUCACCACCUGUUAUAAUACCACCGAUUUUGGGAUUUGUUUAAGUCCUCGUUUAGACUAAGUUAAUUCAAAAUUUCUUAAUUCAUCCUGUCUAUAGUUGUAACGAAAGUGUGCUGAGGAAUGAGAUACCAUGUAUAGAACUCGACCACGGAUAAAUACACUGAUAAGAUUCUAAGAGUAAGAAAUAGAUGCAAUGAGGGAAAAUUGUAUUAGGAACUUUGUUGUUUACCACAUGUGAAUGGAUGUCUAAUGAUUAAUAUUAUUGCUGCAUUAUUAUUAUUAGUAGUAGUAGUAGAAGUAGUAGUAGUAGUAGUAGUAGUAGUAGUAGUUGUAGUUCUGUAGUAACAGUACCCCUCUUACCGUCCUGUACAAGAAGCCACCAAGAACGAAUAUAGUCCAACUCUAUUGAAAA
Molecule: messenger RNA, 1337 nt
Organism: Homarus americanus (American lobster)
Lineage: Eukaryota; Metazoa; Arthropoda; Malacostraca; Decapoda; Nephropidae
Product: apolipoprotein D-like
Exons: 6
Coding region: 155-754 (199 amino acids)
Molecular function (GO): pigment binding
Source: RefSeq, a predicted model, not a curated record